Messenger RNA from Oryzias latipes (Japanese medaka), 2431 nucleotides. RefSeq lists its product as uncharacterized. The record is from RefSeq and is a predicted model, not a curated record. Gene Ontology annotation, cellular component: nucleus. Gene Ontology annotation, molecular function: RNA polymerase II cis-regulatory region sequence-specific DNA binding; DNA-binding transcription factor activity, RNA polymerase II-specific. NCBI's taxonomy places the organism in Eukaryota, Metazoa, Chordata, Actinopteri, Beloniformes, Adrianichthyidae. Gene Ontology annotation, biological process: regulation of transcription by RNA polymerase II.
CGUUAGGUUGGGGUUGUAAGUCAGAGGGAGAGAGUGUAAACAGAGAGCUUGCGGCAAUAGGGGGGAAAAGGAGGGGGACUGUCUCUGCAGGGUUUCACAGACCCGUCUCUGGUUCUGAGCCCUGGGACCGUCUCUGCAGGGUUUCAUAGAACCGUCCCUCUGGUCUGCUCUCACUGGGAUGUUGGAGAAUCUCAUCUAAUCAUGUUCUGAUCAAUUACUGUUUAUGCUGCUAGUACUGGCAGAACUGGACCUGAAGUUCUGUUCUGAGAGCUCGAGCCUGAUUCUCUCUGGGAGCAAAGCCUCUGAGCCCCCACAGGGCUGAGAGGAAGGAAAGGAGACAAGGAGGCAGCUGCAGGCUGUUGGGUCGCAGCCCACCCCGAUGCCUCCAAUCCCGUCACGUCCAUUCACAGCGGAUGGAGCAUGGAGGCUCUGGCUCUCGGGAUCUAACGUCGAGCAGCGGGGGGUGAAGACGCCGCCGCAUGCGCUCUGGCCUCCGCCUGAGCACAGGAAGACAGCCGGGCGACGCGCAGCGGCCGCUCCGGCCUCACGGAGCCGCUCUCAGCCGGGGAUCGCAGCGGGACAGCCCGCCUCGCCGAGCAUGAAGCGGGCGGCCGCGGCCAGGCACAAUGGCCUCGUCUCUCCUCUGGGGAACAACAACUCCGGGGCUUCCAGCAUCGCCGCCCCGGCGCCCGCGGGAGGCGCCAGCGCGCCCGCCGGAGCCGAGGCUGCGGCCGGCGGCGGCUCCGCCGGAGGCCCGGCCGUCAAAGCCGAGCUGGUGUGCAGAUGGACCGAGCGGUUCUGUCCGCGGCAGCGGCCGGGCCGCGCGUCCGUGUGCGAUCAAACUUUCAGCUCCAUGCCCGCGCUGGUGGAGCACGUCACCAGCGCGCACGUCGCCGCGGGUCUGGAGAGCCUCAGUCACGUCUGCAUGUGGGCCGAGUGCGUGCGCGGCGGGAAGGCGUUCAAAGCCAAAUACAAACUCAUCAACCACAUCCGCGUGCACACCGGAGAGAAGCCCUUCUCGUGCGCGUUCCCCAACUGCGGCAAGAUGUUCGCGCGCUCGGAGAACCUGAAGAUCCACACGCGCACGCACACGGGAGAGAAGCCGUUCCAGUGUGACUUCUGCGAGCGCCGCUUCGCCAACAGCAGCGACCGGAAGAAGCACUCACAGGUGCACACGGCCUCCAAGCCCUACGACUGCAAGGCGCUGGGCUGCACCAAGUCCUACACCCACCCCAGCUCCCUGCGUAAACACAUGAAGAUCCAUGUCAAGUCCUCGCCCCCCUCCGACCCCCAGGACCUGUACAACUUCCUGCCCCAUCAGCUACCGCCGCCCCAUCAGGCUGUGCUGGAGCCCCUGGACCUCAAAAUGAACCACUUCUCUCCGUCACUCUUUAACAGGAGCGCUCACUUUCCCCUUCUGGCUGCACACAGACUGGACAUUAGCUCCGCCCACGAAGCAGACCACAAGGUUCUGCUGCGGAGCUCGUCUCCUGCAGCCGUGCCCCUGGACUUGUCCCUGACGGGCCUGAAGAGCCAGCUGAGUCAGAAGCAGCAGGGGGGCAGGACCCCUAGGCGGAGCCAACGCUCGGUCAACCCUGCCUUCACGCAGCUGUCCAACAUCAAGGAGUGGUACGUCUGCACCAGAACCGCCGUGCCGCACUUCCCACUGCUGCACCCGGACCACAUUAAGGCUGAGCGCAGUAGUGACGAGGAGUACAUCACGUAGAACCGAACCUGGUGCUCUAGACUUGGACAGCAGAUUUAAUAUGAUCAGAACCAGGUCAGGUCUAAACAAGGGGGCAAAUGUGGCAGCACCUGUGACUUAGGUGACAAGAUGAACAGAGAGGAUUUUUACAGAGUUCCAUCAACAACCCGGAAACUGCUCGGACCUGCCGUGACGUCUGAAACUUUCAAGAGGUGUGGAGGAACCUGUCACUGCAGACUCAGAAUACCGGGUCCAAGGAGAACCGGCUCACCUGUGCAGAUGCUAGGGCACAAAAAGGUCUCAGGUGGAGCCGCUGACGCAGCAGGGGAACUGAAGUCCCACUGGUUCUGGUCAAAGGUCCAAACAUGAUCUUCAUUCUUCUUCAUGAUGUUUGGAAGCAUCAGGACGUGAAAGAUCAGAACCACAGCAGGUUCCUGCUGAGUUCAUGAAACUUCCCUCCAUGAUCAGGGACGAUCCAGCUGAGCGGUGAAGUCUAGAACCUUCAGUGGUUCUUUGUUUGGCCUCAGGUCUGGACUCUGAAGAUCCAGGACUGAAUGUCAGGUUUCACAUUUUGAGCCCUCAAAUGCGCAUCUUUGCAUGCUCAGCUGACCAGAUCUAGAAGCGUCCCAGCUGUAGCAGAGGCAGCGUGGCGGGGUGUCACCAGUGAGUCUGUGGAGUCAAACUCACAUGUUCUAAUGUUGAUUAAAUGCAUUAUUGUGUGAAAAA